UUUGAAACCACUCAGUGGCUCAGCAAAAGAUUGUUCUUGACCUCUCGAGAGGAGGAGGAGAUGCCAACCUUGAAUUUGUACACCAAUGUGCCAGUAGAUGCAGUGAUAGCCUCUGAUAUUCUCAAGGAUGCCACCAAAGCUGUUGCUAAAAUCAUUGGAAAACCUGAAUCUUAUGUCAUGGUUUUGCUAAAUGGGGGAGUGCCUAUCGCAUUUGGGGGCACCGAGGCACCAGCUGCAUAUGGAGAAUUGAUUUCUAUUGGGGGCCUUGGACCGAGUGUUAAUGGAAAACUGAGUUCGACCAUUGCAGAUAUACUUCAAACGAAGCUUUCGAUUGAUAGUUCCCGCUUUUAUAUCAAAUUUUAUGAUGUUCAGCGUCCAUUCUUUGGGUUUAAUGGCUCAACUUUCUGACCGGCUACAGAUCCCGAAUGCUCCUCUACUGGAACCAUCGCAAGAUGAAGUGAUGCAGGUGAAUGGAUUAUCAUUCAUCCCUAAAGUGGCACUUCACUUGUACCCCUUUUAAAAAGAAAAAACAUGAUUAGACCAAUUUUACUGUUAUUUCUGGAUUGUAACAGAGUGUUGUAUAUUAUGUGAAGUAUUGUCGUUGUUUCUAUUUCGAUAUUGACUUCUGUUUUAACCUUCUGCGA
Molecule: messenger RNA, 644 nt
Organism: Tripterygium wilfordii
Lineage: Eukaryota; Viridiplantae; Streptophyta; Magnoliopsida; Celastrales; Celastraceae
Product: macrophage migration inhibitory factor homolog
Exons: 3
Coding region: 61-408 (115 amino acids)
Molecular function (GO): phenylpyruvate tautomerase activity
Source: RefSeq, a predicted model, not a curated record